AUGGAGCCGUGGAAGCAGUGCGCGCAGUGGCUCAUCCACUGCAAGGUGCUGCCCGCCAACCACCGGGUGACCUGGGACUCGGCGCAGGUGUUCGACCUGGCGCAGACCCUGCGCGAUGGAGUCCUGCUGUGCCAGCUGCUCAACAACCUCCGGGCGCACUCCAUCAACCUGAAGGAGAUCAACCUGAGGCCGCAGAUGUCCCAGUUUCUCUGUUUGAAGAACAUAAGGACAUUUCUCACGGCCUGUUGCGAGACAUUUGGAAUGAGGAAAAGUGAACUCUUCGAGGCAUUUGACCUGUUUGAUGUUCGUGACUUUGGAAAGGUUAUAGAAACAUUAUCACGGCUUUCUCGCACACCUAUAGCUUUGGCCACAGGAAUCAGGCCCUUCCCAACAGAAGAAAUCAUUAAUGAUGAAGACAUCUACAAAGGCCUUCCUGAUUUAAUAGAUGAAACCCGUGUGGAUGAUGAAGAAGAUCUCUAUGACUGUGUUUAUGGGGAAGAUGAAGGUGGAGAAGUCUAUGAGGACUUGAUGAAAGCAGAAGAAGCACAUCAACCCAAAUGUCCAGAAAAUGACAUACGAACUUGUUGCCUAGCAGAAAUUAGGCAGACAGAAGAAAAAUAUACAGAAACUUUGGAGUCAAUAGAAAAAUAUUUCAUGGCACCACUAAAAAGAUUCCUGACAGCAGCAGAAUUUGAUUCAGUAUUCAUCAACAUUCCUGAACUUGUAAAAGUUCAUUGGAACUUAAUGCAAGAGAUUCACGAUUCCAUUGUAAAUAAAAAUGACCAGAAUUUGUAUCAAGUUUUUAUUAACUACAAGGAAAGGUUGGUUAUUUAUGGGCAGUACUGCAGUGGGGUGGAGUCGGCCAUCUCUAGUUUAGACUACAUCUCUAAGACAAAAGAAGAUGUCAAACUCAAAUUAGAGGAAUGUUCCAAAAGAGCAAAUAAUGGGAAAUUCACUCUUCGAGAUUUGCUUGUGGUUCCUAUGCAGCGUGUUUUAAAGUAUCACCUUCUCCUCCAGGAACUGGUCAAACAUACCACUGAUCCUAUCGAGAAGGCAAAUCUGAAACUGGCUCUUGAUGCAAUGAAGGACUUGGCACAAUAUGUGAAUGAAGUGAAAAGAGAUAAUGAGACCCUUCGUGAAAUUAAGCAGUUUCAGCUAUCUAUAGAAAAUUUGAACCAACCAGUUUUGCUUUUUGGACGACCUCAGGGAGAUGGUGAAAUUCGAAUGACCACUCUAGACAAGCAUACAAAACAAGAAAGGCAUAUCUUCUUAUUUGAUUUAGCAGUGAUCGUAUGUAAAAGGAAAGGUGACAACUAUGAAAUGAAGGAAAUAAUAGAUCUUCAGCAGUACAAGAUAGCCAACAAUCCUACAACUGAUAAAGAAAAUAAAAAGUGGUCUUAUGGCUUCUACCUCAUCCAUACCCAAGGACAAAAUGGGUUAGAAUUUUAUUGCAAAACAAAAGAUUUAAAGAAAAAGUGGCUGGAACAGUUUGAAAUGGCUUUAUCUAACAUAAGGCCAGACCAUGCAGACUCCAAUUUCCAUGACUUCAAGAUGCACACCUUCACUCGGGUUACAUCCUGCAAAGUCUGCCAGAUGCUCCUGAGAGGAACAUUUUAUCAAGGCUAUUUAUGUUUUAAGUGUGGAGCAAGAGCACACAAAGAAUGUUUGGGAAGAGUAGACAGUUGUGGCAGAGUUAAUUCUGGUGAACAAGGGACGCUCAAACUACCAGAGAAACGGACCAAUGGACUCCGAAGAACUUCCAGACAGGUGGAUCCAGGUUUACCAAAGAUGCAGGUUAUUAAGAACUACACCGGAAUACCACCCCCAGCUCUUCACGAAGGACCCCCAUUACACAUCCAGGCAGGGGAUACAGUUGAACUUCUGAGAGGUGAUGCACACAGUCUGUUUUGGCAGGGUAGAAAUUUAGCAUCUGGAGAGGUUGGAUUUUUUCCAAGUGAUGCUGUCAAGCCUUGCCCAUGUGUCCCUAAACCAGUAGAUUAUUCUUGCCAGCCCUGGUAUGCUGGAGCAAUGGAAAGAUUGCAGGCAGAGACUGAACUUAUUAAUAGGGUAAAUAGUACUUACCUUGUGAGGCACAGGACCAAAGAGUCAGGAGAAUAUGCAAUUAGCAUUAAGUACAAUAAUGAAGCAAAGCACAUCAAGAUUUUAACAAGAGAUGGUUUUUUUCACAUUGCAGAAAAUAGAAAAUUUAAAAGUUUAAUGGAACUUGUGGAGUACUAUAAGCAUCAUUCUCUUAAGGAAGGGUUCAGAACCUUAGACACCACUCUACAGUUCCCAUACAAGGAGCCAGAACAUUCAGCUGGACAGAGGGGUAAUAGAGCAGGCAACAGCUUGUUAAGUCCGAAAGUGCUGGGCAUUGCUGUCGCACGAUAUGACUUCUGUGCAAGAGAUAUGCGAGAAUUGUCCUUGUUGAAAGGAGAUGUGGUGAAGAUUUACACCAAGAUGAGUGCAAAUGGCUGGUGGAGAGGAGAAGUGAAUGGCAGGGUGGGCUGGUUUCCAUCCACGUAUGUGGAGAUGGAUGAAUAA
Messenger RNA from Cynocephalus volans (Philippine flying lemur), 2544 nucleotides. RefSeq names its product vav guanine nucleotide exchange factor 3 (gene VAV3). The record is from RefSeq and is a predicted model, not a curated record. Gene Ontology annotation, biological process: intracellular signal transduction; cell migration; regulation of GTPase activity. The transcript has 27 exons. Gene Ontology annotation, molecular function: protein binding; guanyl-nucleotide exchange factor activity. Gene Ontology annotation, cellular component: plasma membrane; cytoplasm. Lineage: Eukaryota; Metazoa; Chordata; Mammalia; Dermoptera; Cynocephalidae. The coding region runs from base 1 to 2544 and encodes 847 amino acids.